Bursaphelenchus okinawaensis is the source of this 2134-nucleotide messenger RNA. The record is from the annotation of a GenBank genome assembly. Lineage: Eukaryota; Metazoa; Nematoda; Chromadorea; Rhabditida; Aphelenchoididae.
AUGGCUAGUGCUGGUGAGUCGAUUUUGGCCUUGAAAGGAGAAAGAACCUCUGGUAACUCCAUCAGAAGCCAAAAUGGUGAGUGAUAUUGUUUAUUUACUGUAUAUUUCUUAAAUUUAGUUAUGGCAGCUGGAGCUAUUGCUAAUGUUGUCAAAACUUCAUUGGGACCAGUCGGCUUGGACAAAAUGUUGGUCGACGAUGUUGGAGACGUCACGGUAACCAACGAUGGAGCUACUAUCCUUAAGAUGUUGGAAGUUGAGCACCCAGCUGGCAAAAUUCUGGUCGAAUUAGCUCAAUUGCAAGAUGAAGAAGUCGGAGAUGGCACAACUUCUGUUGUUAUUGUCGCUGCUGAAUUGUUGAAGGCUGCCGACGAACUUGUCAAGCAGAAAUUGCAUCCAACUACUGUUAUCAAUGGUUACAGACUGGCUUGUAAAGAAGCUGUCAGAUAUAUGACUGAGAAUCUGUCAUUUACCGUGGAAGAGCUGGACAAAGCUAACUUGAUCAAGGCCGCCAAGACUUCGAUGUCUUCCAAAUUGAUUGGAUCGUAAGUGAAGUUUAUAAAUUUAGUUUUUAUUUUGAAUACUUUUAGAGUUAUGUUAUUUUAAGGUAAUUAUGUCUGUUUUAGUGACGCUGACUUCUUUGCCAAUCUUUGUGUUGAAGCCGCUCAAUUGGUCAAGGUUGUGGAGCCUUCAGGAAAGAACAUCUACCCAAUUACAGCUGUCAACGUGUUGAAAGCUCAUGGUAAAUCAUCCCGCGAAACACAAUUGGUAAAGGGAUACGCUCUAAACUGCAUCAGAGCUAGCGAUGGUAUGUUACAUUAUUUUGAUCGAUUUAUCAAGUUUAGAGAAGUUAGAAACAUCUUCUAAAAUUAUUUUUCAGCUAUGCCAAGACGAAUUGAGAACCCAAAGAUUGCUUGCUUGGACUUUUCUCUUCAGAAAGCUAAGAUGCAUUUGGGUAUUUCUGUUGUUGUUGAAGAUCCUGAGAAGUUGGAAGCCAUCCGACGAGAGUAAGUAUAUCUACGUUUAGUUCGUUAUCUAUAAGAUUUAUUUUUAAAAGCUUUUGUUUAUUACAGUGACAUUAUGUUGUUUUAGGGAGAUGGACAUCACCAAGAGGAGGAUUGAAAAGAUUCUGAAGUCUGGAGCCAACGUUGUUUUGACCACUGGUGGAAUCGAUGACUUGUGCCUUAAACAAUUUGUUGAAGCCGGAGCGAUGGCUGUCAGACGAUGCAGAAAGAUCGACUUGAAGAGAAUAGCCAAAGCUUGUGGAGGUGGGUAAACUGAUUGAAUUUUAAAAUGAAAAAAUUUUAUUUUUGUUUUUUUAAUAUUGAACAUAAUUUUGAAAGUAACUUUUUAUCUUUUUAGCUACAUUGACUGCUUCUUUGGCUACCCUAGAAGGAGAUGAACAAUUCGAUUCUGCUUGGUUGGGAUCGGCCGAUGAGAUUGUCCAAAAAAGAAUCUCUGACAACGAACUCAUUCUUAUCAAAAACACCAAGGCCAGAACCUCAGCUUCUGUUAUCUUGAGAGGAGCCAACGAUGUUAUGCUAGAUGAGAUGGAACGAUCUCUUCACGAUGCUCUGUGUGUGGUUAAGCGGGUUCUGGAGAGCAAGAAGCUCGUAGUUGGAGGUGGAGCUGUCGAAGCUGCUUUGAAUGUAUAUCUUGAAAACUUUGCUACCACAUUGGUGAGUUUUUUGGUGUUUUAUAGCAUUCUUAGUCAUAUGAACAAACAUUAUUUUAUGUUUUUGAAUUGCAGAUUUGCCAUUUUUUUACUAACUUACAAUUCUUGUAGGCUAGCCGAGAACAAUUGGCGGUUGGAGAGUUUGCCAACUCUUUAUUGGUCAUUCCAAAAACUUUGGCUUCGAACGCUGCCAAAGACGCGACACAAUUGGUUGCCAAGUUGCGAGCAUUCCACAACAAAUCGCAACAAGACAAGAGUAUGGUACAUCUGAAGUGGGCUGGUCUGGACCUAGAGAACGGCGAGAUCUUGGACAACAAGGAAGCCGGCGUCUUCGAACCUCUAAUCAGCAAAGUCAAGAGUUUGAAGUUUGCCACAGAAGCUGCGAUCACCAUCCUUCGUAUCGACGACCUUAUCAAACUCGAGAAGGAAGAGCCCCGAGGUCAAGACGAAUGCGACGCCUAA